GCCACCUGACUCCCUCCUUCAAACUUCAAUAGCUUUUAGGUCAUGUGACCUGUCAUCCUGAAAUCUCUUUCAGCGUGUUCAAUGACUGUGCAUACAUGUUGCACAGCCUUUAGUUUUCGCAUUUUCACCUCACACUUUUUUCAAUGAAUUUAUUAGUAUUUCAAACUUCAAUAGAGUUUUGGUCAUGUCACAUGUCACCCUUAAAGUGUUCACUAACUAGUUGAAUGAAGACCCAAUUAACACGAUGCGCGUCUGUCGUCUCAAGUUGAUAACUUAUUUCUGGCACAGAAACAGAUUACCAGCUGACUCAUUCCCUUGCGUUUUGAUUUGCUGUAGUAAACCUAUUGAUUGAAGGUGUACGCUGACCUCCAGGAAAAGACUGUAUCUAAACCCGUUGUUUAAAAACUGUUUCUUACCCAAUGCAACAUAUAAUUCCUUACACCUUACUCGAGUGGACAACACACUCUGCAGUGUAUUUGUAUGUUUUUAAAUACAGUUUUUUGUCAAUAAAUAUUUGGUGUUAAAUGUAACCUAUACAUAUGUAGCCUACUGUCUAAAACGGAGGUUGUCAAGUAGUGUAGUCAAGUAUGUGUAGAAUGUGAUUAUUAAUAGGACUAAGAAAUCCACCCCUUUAUUAACACGAUAUAACAUGUUGCAUAACUAAAUGAAUGAUAAUAUUAUCAAUACUAAUUACUAUUUUAAAAGGUAGAAGAUUCUUGUAAUCAUUACAGAAUACUGUAUUUUUCGGAUAAGGCUGCACAACAACUAAUACUAUGGAGCUUUUUUUCUACUAAACUACAAGAAUACACAUAAAAAAUAAAUAAAUAGUAAUGAUAUUCUAUAGAAAAAAAGGCUACAUGAUGGCUGUUCUGUUCAAGAAAUGUCAAUGUGUAUUCAAUUGUAUUGAGACUGUUUUGUUAGGCUGCACUACACUAAUUGUGGUGCAAUGGCGACGCCUAGUGGCGAAAGAGAGAUACUGUUUUUGGAUGACGUUCCUGUAUAAGUAGAUGAAGUUUAGUUUCAACAUGUUUUAAACGGAUAAGUACCAACGGCUGUUCUGAAUAUCGGAUCCUCGGAGGAAUACGUCCUUUUACGAUGAAAGAAUUGGAUUUCAAUAAAUCUCAAGAAGAUAAACCAGCCUGAUUCUUUGCCGUUCGCUAUCUGUCUAUGGCCAUUGUAGACACAACUGCUAGGACAGAAUAGUAAAAGGAUGAAACACAGCGGGUGAAGAUCAAAGAACAUCGUAGCAUCACUUCAGUGUCAGAGUCACAGCGACAACAUGGCUUCUCAGAAAAAAGAAAAUAAAGCAGACCUAACAUUAGAAACUAGGUCAUCUGUUAGCUCUUCGUCAAGCAAGACUGUUUCAUCAACGGCUAGCAGCGCAGCAACUAAAGCGCUAUUGCAGUUAGAGAGGGAGGCAGCAGCAGCAUCCAGAGAGGCAGAGGUAUAUGAAGCUGCAGCAGACUUGGAUGAUAGGCACAGCGAUGUAGGGGAUGAAGAGAGAGCUCAACGCACCAGGGAGUACGUGCAGAACCACACUCCGGUACAAAACGCUCAGGAACCACUUCCUGACCCACAGCACGCACCUAUGGAUCCAAAUCCCCCUCUACACCAGUCUCCUCAGACACCCCAUCACCACGUCAGCUACCAACAGCAUGCUACUGCAGAGCCAAAUCCCCCUCUCCACCAGUCUCCUCAAACUCCCCAUCACCAUGUCAGCUCCCCACAGCAUGCUGGUAUGGGCUUUGAGCGCCAGCAGAACAGUGCGACACGGAGGCAACCAGCUACAGUCCCUCCUUCUCGUGUCUCACCAGAAGGCUACACCAACAUGCCACCUCAGAUACCUGAUAUCGCCACCUAUUUGAUAAGGAGAGAGAUGGUGAGUUCUGGGUUGACCCAAUUUGACGACCAUCCCGAAAAUUAUUGGGCAUGGAAAACCUCAUUCCAGAACAUCACACAUGACCUCAACCUGACGCACCGAGAGGAACUCGACCUUCUCGUCAAAUGGCUCGGCCCAGAGUCAUCCCCCCAGGCUAAACGAAUGAGGUCAGUGCAUGUAACCAGCCCUGCAAACGCAGUCAAAACAAUAUGGCAGCGACUAGAGGAAUGCUUCGGGUGCCCUGAGGUCAUCGAACAUGCUCUGCUGAAAAGGCUGGAAGAUUUACCACGCCUCACCAACAAAGAACCUCGUCAGUUAAGAGAGCUCGGCGACCUGCUGCUUGAAUUGGAGUCUGCAAGGUGGAGCGGUCUAACGCCUGGGCUUGCAUAUCUCGACACAGCACGUGGUGUUAACCCUAUAGUUGAAAAACUCCCCUUCAACCUGCAGGAAAGAUGGGUGACACAAGGCUCCAGAUACAAAGAGGACUACAAGGUAGCUUUUCCACCUUUCAGCUUUUUUGUACAGUUCAUUUGCAACCAAGCAAAAACCAGAAACGACCCAAGUUUUGCAUUCUCAUCAUCCACCUAUUCAAACAGCCAGAAGCCAGACAGAGCAGCUAAAUUCAGCAACACGCCCUCUGUCUUUGUCAAGAAGACUGAGGUGUCAGCCACAGCUCCAAGCUCCCUAAACAACCAGUCUGAAAGGAAAACUGAUGAGCCAGAUAAACAUUGCCCCAUCCAUAACAAGCCCCACCCCCUUUUUAAGUGCAGCACCUUUAGGAACAAGCACCUAGACGACAGGAAAGCAUUUCUGAAGGAGAACUCCAUCUGUUAUCGAUGCUGUGCUUCUACUAGACACCUUGCAAAGGACUGCAAAUUCUGA
Molecule: messenger RNA, 2761 nt
Organism: Hypomesus transpacificus
Lineage: Eukaryota; Metazoa; Chordata; Actinopteri; Osmeriformes; Osmeridae
Exons: 3
Coding region: 1280-2761 (493 amino acids)
Source: RefSeq, a predicted model, not a curated record